AUGAACUCAUUGACCCUGGAUCUUGAAUUGAGGCAACAAGAUGAAUUAGAUAGUAUAGAGUCUAUUUAUGGAGAUAUCUUCAAAGAUAUCACACCCAAAGGUUUGGUUUGGAAUAAGAAACCUUGUCCCCAUUUCCAAAUUCGUUUAGAUUCUAAAGAAGAUGUAGAUAGACCGGAAGUAUCGAUUGUAUUAGAUAUUGAAUUUACCAAGACUUAUCCCAUUUCACCCCCAAUAAUUAAGAUCCUUGAACCUAAAAAUAUCUUGAAGUCCAAUAUCAAACAAUUGGAGAAGAAGAUUGAACAAUUAUUAUCAGAGUACCCUGAACAAGAGAUAUCAUUUAUACUUAUUAGUGAGAUUAAAUAUGCAUUGGAUGAACUUCAACAAAGAACUGAGAGGGUUCUCUCCUUGGAGGAAGAGAGAGAACGAAGGAUUAGGUUAGAACAAGAGAAAUUAUUGAAACUUGAAGCUAUUAAAGAGAUGGAAUUACAGAUCAAGCAACAGAAACAAUCAGCCGAGCUUGAUGAACAAAUUCAAAAACUUCAAGGUGAAUAUGGUAAUGAAGGUGAAGAUGAUAUCAUUGAAGAAACUGCCAUAUCGUUACCGGAGAAUUUAAAAGAUUACAUUGUAUUUGAUAAUAAUAUAACAGGAAGUAGUAUAACAGGUAAAUCAACAUUCCAAUUCAGAGCUGUUAAACCCAAGAAUAAAUAUAAAGGUGAAGAUAUACUUACGUCAAUAUGUACUCAACAGACGGUGGUAGUUCCAUAUUUGAACGCAGAAGUUCAUGAGAAAUUGACUAACAGAGGAGUUAAUGUUGAAUUCUUAAUGUCAGAGAUUGAAUUGGUGGGACCCUUCUGGUUGAGUGAUGGAGGGAAGAAAAAAGUUCAAGAUUUGGAAGCCGAUUUACUGAAUUGUUGUGGGAACUUACAUCCCAAUAUCGUAUCAUUAUAUGGUUUCCAAAUAGAUAAGAUUAGUGAUAAAGGUUGGAGGAUACGCUUAAUAACAGAAUAUUCAUCUCGAUGUUAUAGUUUGAAACAAAUCUUGGAAAUUAAUCCCGUGAUCGAUCUUGCUAUUGGAAGAGCUUGGUUGAUCCAAGUUUUACCUGCUUUGGAAGCUCUUCAUAAUCAAGGGAAAACUCAUAAAUCAAUCAAUUCUUUGACAUUAUUCUUGUACAAUUUGGCAGAACUGUCAGAAUAUCAAAUAUUGAAGCUCCUGCAUCCUUCUUAUGGAUACAAGCUUCUUAGUAUGUUUCACACGCAAUUGAAAGGAACAAAAGAAGUAACGGACAAUUCUUUUCUUUCAUCAUUUAUGCCAGAAGAUUGGUUAGCCCCAGAAGUUAGAAAACAAACAGCUAUCCACCAAAGAAAGACUGACGUAUGGGACCUUGGAGUGCUAUUCAUGAGAAUCAUGUUGGGAGCUACUUGUUUUGAUAUAGAUCCCACUUCCUUCAAUCAGAAAGUAAAUACCAAUUCCAUUGACGACGACAGAGACUUCAUUGGGGAAGUUUAUGAUAUGUUAAACAAAAUGCUACAAACAAAAUUAUCAAGACGUCCUACUGUUCUAGAAUUGAAUGCAGUGAAAUUCUUGAGAGAUGGUCCGAAUUUAUCUUCGGAAAUAUCAUUUAAAGACGGAAGAUUUGUUAAUUCAUCCACUCCCAACGGAUUUGACGAUUCUGAUAAUGAUGAUGAUAGUGAUGAUACUCCUGAAGAGAAUAAUCGACCAAUUGGAAGGUAUGAAAGGGAUUUCGAAGAAAUUGGUAGAUUAGGAAAAGGAGGAUUUGGUGAAGUUGUUAAAGUACGUAAUAGAAUGGAAGGUACGUUUUAUGCCAUUAAAAAGAUCAAACAUAGAGUUCAUAAACUUGAUUCCUUAUUGAGUGAAGUACUUUCUUUAGCAAGAUUAAAUCAUCAGUAUAUUGUUAGAUACUAUGGGACUUGGGUAGAGGAACUUCCAGAAGAACGAGAAAGAGAGGAUUCUUCAGAUGAAGAAAAUUUUGAAGAAAAUAUGAUUCAUAGCUCAAAGUCAUUCUUACAAAGUCAUGAUAAUUCUUUUCAAGUUGAUUUCAUUUCCAACUCCUUUGAUCCUAACAUCACUUUUGGUACUCAGAAUACCGAUGAUUUAAACUUUGAGUUUGGUUCAAGAUCAGACGAUGAGGAUGAUGAUACUGAAGGUACUCUGAUACAAAAGAAAUACGUCAAACAAAAUCAACAGCAAGCAAUGUUAUACAUUCAAAUGGAAUUCUGUGAGAACAAUACCUUAUCGAAUUUGAUUGAACAAGGAUUACCUAAUAAUCUGAAUGAAUAUUGGAGAUUGUUCCGUCAAUUAUUAGAAGCAGUUUCUUAUAUUCAUGGAGAAGGAUUUAUCCACAGAGAUCUUAAACCAAUGAACAUUUUCAUUGAUAAGUCUAAUAACAUCAAAGUAGGGGACUUUGGAUUAGCUAAAAAUUCCCAGUUCUCUUCAGUGUUACUGAAUAAUAAUCAAGUUGGGUCAACUAAUGAUAAGGACUUAUCCACUGUUGUAGGAACAUUAUUUUAUAAUGCUAAAGAAGUAGCUACUGGUAGUUACGAUGAGAAAGUCGACAUGUAUUCCUUAGGGAUCAUUUUCUUCGAGAUGUGUUACGCCUUAAGUACAGGUAUGGAAAGAGCCCAUAAGAUCAAUGAUUUAAGAUUGGUAUCCAUAAAUUUCCCUCAGGACUUUUCUGAUUCCAAGUAUCGUUUAGAGAAAAAGAUUAUAAGAUUACUUUUGGAUCAUGAUCCUAAAAAAAGGCCCGGAGCUUCUGCAUUACUUCAAAGUGGAUGGAUGCCGGUGGAACAUCAGGAUCAAGUUAUUAAAGAAGCUUUGAAGUCUUUAGCUGAUCCAGCAUCUCCUUGGCAACAACAAGUAAGAGAGACUUUAUUUGCUCAACCUUAUCUGUUGGCAAAAGAUUUGAUGUUCAAUAGAAGACCUGAUACUCCACUGAAACAACAAAUGGAAUUGAAUAUGGAAGAUUAUUUGUUAUUCAAUAACACCAUCACCAACUUAUUCGAAAUCUUCAAGAAACAUGGAGCUGUUGAAGAACUUAACUCUGGAAUUUUGAUGCCUAAGACACCUAAUUAUUCAAGAGAAGCUGUUUAUGAGGUAUUGGAUAAAAGUGGAUCUGUGUUACAAUUACCUUAUGAUUUGGUAUUACCAUUUGCUAGGUUUUUGAGCAGGAAUAAGCUCGAAGUUCCAAAACUUUAUCGUCACAAUUUUGUAUUCAGACCUAAUCUUAGAGGUCCUGGAGCUCCUGAGAAGUUCAGUGUAGUUAGUUUUGAUAUUAUCAGUAAUGAAAAUUCCAAUGUAUUCCUUAAUGAUGCUGAAUGUAUCAAAGUUGUUGACGAAAUCAUGAGCAAUUUUGCUGCUUUUGGAGUCAAAGGAUCAAGUAAGAUUCUUACCAUCAACCACAGUGAUAUCCUUGAUGCUGUAUUAACACAUUCAUUUGGAAAUAUUGGUAUUGACGAAAAAUCAAAAUUCGAAGUUAUGGAGAUCUUAUCACAACUUGGUAUUGAUAGAGGAGCCGAAGAGAUUAAGAAAUAUCUUCGUGAAGAUUAUAAAGUCCCUUCAACCGUUACCAAUGAUUUAAUCGAUUUGUUCAAUUUCAAUAUUGAACCCGAAAGAGCCAGAAGUAAAUUACAGAAAUUAUUCCUUGACUCUCCAUUAUUGGUCAAAGUUGAAAGAGCUAUGAAGUACAUUAUGAGUGUGUUAUCUAUUUUACGUGUCUUGGGAGUCAAAACCCCAAUAUUCUUCAACCCUUUAAGUAACUAUAACUGUAGAUAUUAUACUGGAGGAUUGAUGUUUCAAUCAUUGUUCAAGAUAGAUAAGGUGAGGAAAUAUACUAGAGUUGCAACUGGUGGAAGAUAUGACAGCUUAAAGAAUUCUUUUGCCAACAAAGGUAUUAGUAAAACUUCUAAAAAUGGGGUGGUAGGAUUUCUGAUCUCAUCGACAUAUUUGUUCUUAUUAACCAAGAAUUUUGAGAAAAAAUUAUUGGGUUCCAGUGACAAGUCUAGGAAAUGGAAUAAUGGUAGAUGUUCCGUGCUAGUCACAAGUUUGAAUAAAGAAUUUUUAGGAGACUGUGGAUUAGAUAUUUUAAAAUCUUUAUGGGAUAAUGACAUUAGUUGUGAUCUCUAUUUAGCUUCAUCUCAAGAAGAUUAUUUGGAUAAAGCUGAUAACGAGAAAAUACCUUGGGUGGUGAUUAUUAGGUCUGCCACUAAUACUAAGAAGAAGACUAAAAAAUCCACCACUAUGUAUAAGUCUAUCAGAGUCAGAGACAUGGAAACCAAUAGGGAUGCUGAUGUGGAUGCUGAAGAGAUCGUGAAAUAUAUCCAAGAAGCAAUCAAUAACCGAAAAACUGAAGAAUUAAAUGAUCAUAAAACCAAAGAACCAAAAGUUUCCGAACCUGAUGAAUUUCUUUUGGGAGAUAGUCCAUUAUAUUCAGUUGAAAUCAAUCAAAAGGCUUUAGUGGUAGCCAAUGAAGCCCCUAGAGGAAGAAAGAAUAAUAAGAGUAUCAAAUGGGAACAAGAAAAUGACUCCAUCAUAGCAUCAGCGAAUUUCAUAAAGACUUUAGCUUCAUCAACAGUGAUAAGUGUUGAUGUAAGUGAUGAAGUGGUGGAAGCCAUUGUAUCGACUUCCUUAAAGCAACAAGAUUUAUGGAUUCGUAAAGUUUUCGCUGCUGGUAGUAAUAUUCCACGAUCUUUUGCUAUCAAUAUUUACAAUUCUUUAGCCAAAGAAGCUUCUAAAGGAACGAGAUGGGUUAUACUUUAUUCCAGUAAAACCAAGAAUACGGCAUUAGUAGACCUUGAAAAAUAA
Yamadazyma jaroonii is the source of this 4818-nucleotide messenger RNA. Lineage: Eukaryota; Fungi; Ascomycota; Pichiomycetes; Serinales; Debaryomycetaceae. The record is from the annotation of a GenBank genome assembly.